GGAAUAAAUAAAAAAAAACUAGAGGAAAUCAUAAGCCGUACACGUGACAAUCAUCGACCGAGGAAAUGAUCUCUUCACCUCUUCAUCGAAUCAUUUUCGGAUGAGACUGAAAUCGAAACACUCACUGCUCACAUAGACGAACGAAGAUCAGGAAUGGCUCUCGAGGCAUGGUUAAUGGAUGAUAGCAAUGAAGAUCAGAGACUUCCUCAUCAUCCUAACCCCAAAGAGCUCCUCACUAUCGACUACUUGGCAGAACUGGGGGUAUUGUACUGGAAGUUGAACCCUGAUAACUACGAGCAUGAUUCCGAGCUAGGCAAGAUUAGAGAUGAAAGGGGUUACGAUUACAUGGAUAUGCUGGAUCUGUGUCCCGAGAAAGUCAGCAACUACGAGGAGAAGCUGAAGAACUUUUUCACAGAACACAUUCACAAGGACGAAGAGAUUCGUUACUGCCUAGCGGGAAGUGGUUACUUUGAUGUUAGGGACAAGGAUGACCGUUGGAUCCGAAUCUGGAUGAAACCGGGCGAUCUCAUUGUCCUUCCUGCCGGGAUCUACCACCGGUUCACAGUCGACACCGGCAACUACAUCAAGCUAAUGAGGCUGUUUGUGGGAGAACCGGUUUGGACACCAUAUAACCGGCCGCAGGAAGAACACCCGGUUAGGAAGGAGUAUAUAAAGAGCUUAACCCACAAGUUUGGAGAAAGCAUUCAAGCUCAUUAAGAAGAUAGUAUUGUGGUGCAUUUCUAUGUUUUGUUUACUCAGUUGUGCUUGUAACAUAUUUGUGCUUUUGUUCAGAUAAACAAAAUAUUUGCUUUUGUUCAGAUAAACAAAAUAUUUGCCACCUAAA
This is a messenger RNA of Brassica oleracea var. oleracea, 844 nucleotides long. RefSeq names its product 1,2-dihydroxy-3-keto-5-methylthiopentene dioxygenase 4. Gene Ontology annotation, molecular function: acireductone dioxygenase [iron(II)-requiring] activity. Lineage: Eukaryota; Viridiplantae; Streptophyta; Magnoliopsida; Brassicales; Brassicaceae. The transcript has 5 exons. The coding region runs from base 154 to 717 and encodes 187 amino acids. The record is from RefSeq and is a predicted model, not a curated record.